Messenger RNA from Cephus cinctus (wheat stem sawfly), 3992 nucleotides. RefSeq names its product stromal interaction molecule homolog (gene Stim). Gene Ontology annotation, biological process: activation of store-operated calcium channel activity; store-operated calcium entry; intracellular calcium ion homeostasis. Gene Ontology annotation, cellular component: plasma membrane; endoplasmic reticulum. The record is from RefSeq and is a predicted model, not a curated record. The transcript has 12 exons. Gene Ontology annotation, molecular function: calcium ion binding; protein binding; calcium channel regulator activity. The coding region runs from base 358 to 2385 and encodes 675 amino acids. NCBI's taxonomy places the organism in Eukaryota, Metazoa, Arthropoda, Insecta, Hymenoptera, Cephidae.
UAGCCCGUGUUCACGGUGGUUCACGGUGGCCUUGAUAGAACAUUUGAUUUCUUGAGCAGUGUACUUAAUUCGUGUGUGAGCUACUCAGCUCGCCACGUUUCAACGCGAAGUCGUCUUGAUGGAGAAGACGGCCUCCUGGUGUUCCAGGAUCUUCUGGCGCCGACACUUCUAGAAUCUUUCCAUCUGGGAUAUUUUGUAAAAUCUCUAACCUGUAACCUUACUCUCUUGAUAUCCUGCUAACAACCUUGAAGAACAUUUACGAAGACAUCAUCUUCAAGCUUCUCAUCUAGACCUGAACAAGUGUUGCCAUAGAAGCUUCUUCAAUAUCUGCAUAGCAGGCAGAUAGAAUUCUGUAAAAUGAGGGUUGCUAUAACACUCAUUGCUGUACUCCGCAUACUCUGCCUCUUCUGUGGUGGAGUACGAGCCAGCGGCGGGGCCCUGGACUCUGGUGCAAGCUUUCAGUCCAGUACCCCGCCGCCAAAGCUUCCAGCCUUUUCCAGCAGCCUUACCGAUGGACUGGCACAGGCUGUAGCUCACGAAUCAGGUACUGAAACAUGCAAUGAUGACUUGGCAUGUUUGACGAUGGCUUCUCAUGAUCGUCUUGGUCUGGAGGCAAUAAAAUCACUGCACAGUCAAUUGGAUGAUGAUGCUAAUGGAAACGUUGACCUCUCGGAAUCGGAUGAUUUCUUGAGGGAGGAACUUCAAUACGAGGCUGGUUAUGAACGACGCCAAAGAGCCUUUCACCAUAAUGAUGAUAUGCACAUAAGCGUUCGAGAACUCUGGGAAGCUUGGUUGCGUUCGGAGGUUCAUAACUGGACCAUUGAGCAGACUUCCGAAUGGCUCACGAGCAAUGUCGAGCUUCCGCAAUACGUUCCGACUUUUAUACAACAUCGUAUCACUGGAGCAACACUGCCCAGACUUGCAGUAAACAAUAUGCAUUAUUUGAGCAACGUACUUGGAAUUAAGGACCCAAUUCACAAGCAGAAAAUUGCCUUGAAAGCUAUGGACGUGGUUUUGUUUGGUCCUCCUAAAGACUCGGGUCACAGUUUGAAAGAUUUGGUGCUGAUAACGCUUCUCUUCGGCGCUUUAAUUGGCUGCUGGUAUGCUUAUCAGCAGAAAAAGAACUCGCAAAAACAUUUGCUUAGAAUGAUGAAGGAUAUGGAGAGUCUCCACAAGGCAGAGCUUGCCUUGGAGGACUUGCAGAAAGAAUUGGAGAGGGCAAGGUUGGAGCAGGAGAGUGCAGCUACCGAAAAACAGAACCUAGAGAAGCGGCUUCAAGAUGAGAGCCUAGGAUUACAUACUUCUUACUCCGAUCUGGAGGUUUCUCAACUAAAAGCCGAAAUAGAGAUGUUGAAAAUGGAACUUCAAAGAGCAGAAGGUGAACUCGAGGAUCGCUGCUGGUCUCCGCCUGUCGGUCUUCAACAUUGGUUACAGUUAACGCAUGAGAUAGAAAACAAAGCCUACACUAAGAAAAAGAUUUCUGCCGAGAAGCAGUUGCAACAAGCGCGAGAAGCUUGUGAAAAAUUAAGAAAGAAGCGGUCGAGCCUCGUUGGCGCCUUUGUUUCAACACAUGGGAAAUCAAUCGACGAAGUUGACAAGAGUAUCGUGGAUGCUAGAACAGCUCUGAACGAGGUCACGGCAGAGUUACAGGAGAGAGUUCAUCGCUGGAAGCAGAUCGAACUACUAUGCGGCUUCAACAUCAUCAACAAUAACGGUCUGAACUAUUUGGAAACGAUUCUCUAUAGAGGAGCGCCCAAUGGCCGAAGCCUUGGGUUUAGAGGUCGAAUGAGCAGCCAGGACGACCUAGACGACGAAGUGAGCUCGGUUUACUCGCCGACGUCUACAGGUUCUGCAGCAGGUUCAGCUUUGUUUCAGCGCUUUCAAGAACUACAUGGAAGAAUACUCCAGUGGAAAAUCAGCAAGGAAUUCAGAGUAGCAGCAACUAUGCCGGAGAGUUUCACCUGGAAGGAAUCGUCUGUUCCACCGGACUCGUCGGGUAGCGAGACUGGAAAGGAUACUCCACCGGAAGCAGUACACUUCACAGUGGGUGGCGAUGUCACCGAGGAGAUCAGUCCGCCUGUCCGUCCUAACCCUCGCGACAAGGCAGGCAUGGUCAGAUCCUACAGUCAGGACACGAACAUGGUGAUCGAGGAGAGGUCCUCCGGGCUGUCGAAGACGUCCUUUUCCGAGAAUUCCCUCGACUCAUCGGACAGCAAGAGGAGAUCAGUGAGGAAGUCGAUGAAGGAUCUACCUACGGUGUACUCGGUAGACGACGAGACCCUCAGCACCGACUCGAACUCCACCGCCGACAACGACGAGCUCAAGCGACGUCGCCGUAAACUCCACUUUCCCGGAUUCCGCAAAAAUAAGUCAAAGCUAACGUGAUCCCUCUGAAAACCCUAGUCGUGCGUAGGUGUGCCUUUGCGGAUGGAUAGGCGAGGGAGACGCGAACAAGGAUUGAGAGAACCCGAGAAGGGGAUAGAGAGAGUGCUUUCAUGGGAAAGAGUAGAAUUAGCCCAGGGGCGUCCUCCACAACGCACUCGUUGUCGUCCUUCGAAGGGUUCAUUCGCAGCUAGUGAGAGUCUUCCGCAUGCGGUCGGUCGGUCGGUCGGUCGGUAUCUCUCGCAUCAUUCCUCACUCUUAUUUCUUUGUAUGCGCAGCGCCCAAGUAUUACAAAAUUAUUCCAACAUACGCAAUGAUCUUAUUCGAUGUAACUCGGUUUCUGAUCAAUUCCUCUUUUUCUUUUUCUUCUUUCUCUAUUUCCAUCUUUCUUUAUCUUUUGCUCUAUCUGACUAGAGCAGCGCACAAUGUUCAUUGAAAUUCCUUAAAUUUCAAAAGAGAGACGCUCUACCGGCCGCGAUUGGGAUUCUAGUUAACAAAUCGAAUAGAGCGAAAUGACAAUACAAAAUUCGCAAAUUUCCAAAUAAUUGCCUGAUUCUCUGUUUAGGCAGAACUACACGGAACACGUGGGGGUGUCUUAUUUAAUGUUCUGUUCGUAAUAGACGUCUCUUAUUUUUGUCUUUACACUUAAUCUUUUUUCCGUGUCCCUUUUUUCUUAUAAAAAUCUAUCGAAACUCUUUGGUAUUAUCGUUAUUACUUUUGAUUAGCAUAAAACAUACAAUUAAUAAGCACGAGUAUAGGAACCUGAUUGCACGUAAAAGAAUCAACUUAAAUAUUUUAUCCCGUUUGAAAAAUCCAAGAUCGAUCGAUCCCAUCACCUGCCACCAAGCCUUGCUAGCCAAAGCCAGUAACAAUAGAGGAAUAUAUUUUUUUUUUUUUUUAAAGGAUUAAAAGUCUAUGUAAUAUUCCUCUUUAGGACUUUCAUGAAAAAGAGCAUCGUAGCAGCGUAUAUAAGUAACGAAGUUCUAACCCGUAAGACCCUUUAAUCGUUCGAUCUUUGGAAGUAUCUUUUUCGAAUGGCUCGACCGAUCCGUGUUCUUCCCAAUUUCUCAAAGUCAUUGCGUUGCCAGGUGUUAAUGUUAAUGAUGGCUGCGCUUUGCUUUGUAACACGUCAAGGAUAGUUUCUCAGGUUGUGUCUUUCGUAAUUAGUCUCGUCGAGCCUAAUUGAUGAAGCGAUAAGAGGCGAGUGAGCCGGAUUAAAUAUAAAAUGAUCGGGGGCACGUCGCGUCCGCGCACGGAAUUGCUAUUUUUGCUAAAACAACAAAUAAAUAAGAUGUUACUAUAACUAAUACAAAUUACUUAAGCCGACAAUGAAUGUCGAGCAACGCGACGUGUCCUGAGCCGUCGUGACGGUGAUUACCGGUCGACCGGUUCGCUCUUAUAGUUACUUACACUUUAGCUACUUUAGCAAAUCGACCGAUAUUAAAUUAUUCCUAGGAUUAAUAACAUUGAUAGACUAAUUGAUUCUCAAGCAAAGUGUCUUCCCAGUAAAAGAGAGAGUGAAUAACUGGAUGAGCGCGAGUGUGGGCGAGAGGCGUGAACGUGACAAUUUUUUUCCACAGUAAUUAAGAAAAAAAAAUAUAGGUAAGGGC